This is a messenger RNA of Brassica napus (rape), 3394 nucleotides long. RefSeq names its product patatin-like protein 1. Gene Ontology annotation, biological process: lipid metabolic process. Lineage: Eukaryota; Viridiplantae; Streptophyta; Magnoliopsida; Brassicales; Brassicaceae. Bases 1989 to 3215 code for a protein of 408 amino acids. Gene Ontology annotation, molecular function: monoacylglycerol lipase activity; glycerophospholipase activity. The record is from RefSeq and is a predicted model, not a curated record. The transcript has 7 exons.
CAUCUUGUUUUUGCUUUAUACAAAAUAUAAUUCAAAAUUUUUGAGUAUCAAUAAAAUUAAAUAAAACAUAAUCAGUUUAUUAUAAUCAUUCUUGUAUGAUCAUAACAUGCUAUUUAGUUUGACGUAAUAAAUAUAUUAGAUGCCACAUAACUGUUUGCCUCUAUGAUCAUCUAGCCUUUUCCCAUCACAUGCCAUUAAUGGACCUAUGUGGUGCUGAUAGCAACGUACAACCAUGACAUUUCAUGAGAGGAUCUUAACACAACUAAAACAUAAACUUGCUCUUGUGAAUUUUGUAAUCUCAUAUAAGUUAACAUUUUGGACCUAUAUAUAGCUCCUUUUUUCUCUUCUUGCCACAUUUAUACACAUAAAAUUAGCUCAUUUCCAUUGAUCGGUCCCCAAGUUUUCAAUGAUUGGUCAAUUUUUUCUCCCUUUUGAUAAGUAAUAUUGUGGUCCAAUAAGACAAGUGAAUAGGGUCCAUUUAGGGCUAGCGUACGUGGUAUAUCGCAUGUUCACUAUCACUUAUGAACGCAUGCAAGUGAAAUUACAUGCCAAAACCUAAAUAUACACAUGUAUAUGUAUUUUUUUUGUGAAUGACCCAAUAUGUUAUUUUGAUCACAUAUUUUUUCAAAAAUUGUUUGUUUUCUAUCAUUAUGCCCAAAGAAUGUUUGGUAUCUGUUUUUUAAGGUCCUUUUUGUUAAUGUGUUUAUUCUUUAUACAAUUUGAGAAUUUAAUAAAGUAAUUAUGACCAUGUCAUAUAAAAUAAAGUAAUUAUGACAUGGUGGAUAAUCAUUAAAUAAUUGAACAAAUGGUUAUAAACUACUUGGAAAUAAAUGAAGGAAGGAAGUUACAUCUUUAUCAUAAAGCUGUAAUGCCUCGGUGUGAUUGAACAGCCAAAGAUAAGGAAAGAGUACAGUGGUCAUUGGUCAACGUCAGCUUCCCUUAAAUCGCAAAGUGCGAUUAGUACACUUAUAAUGAUCACUAGUCCUUUUAACAGUUUCAUAGUUAGCCUUUGACAAAAAAAAAAAAAAACAGUUUCAUAGUUAGCAAACGUAAUUACAAAAAGAACGUACAAAGUGGACUAGUGGAUCAUGCCCAUUUUCAUAUUUAUAGGCCCUUAAUUAGCCGACAACAUUUAGGCCCAAAUAAUGAUGAAGCCCAAUUUAAAAUUGGAUAAUUUGGAAUACACGUGUAAGUGAAGAUAACCAGCAAUCUCAACCGACAUUGUUUAUAAAUCAAACCGGAUAUGAACCAAAUGCUUUGCUAGGUUUGUUGUGUCGAAUGUUUUUGACUUUUGACCAAUCUGAUUAUGGAUUGAAGAAUGUUAAAUAAAAGAAAUAGAAAAGAUUUUACAUUUUUUCUUAUUUAUAAAGCUAGCAAAUCAAGCCUAAAGCAAACCAGGGAAGUGGAGAAAUAUGAACUUAAUAUAUCUUUGCUAAAUCAAAUUGGUUAUAAAAUUAGUUUUAGAAGUAAUUCAGAGAAUCAAGUCCAGAUUAUAUGACAGGUAUGGUCAGAACAAGUCUGGACAGGCAGGGAGAUGUGUACUACUAACAAAUCCAAAAGUACGGGACUCAAUUAUUAAAGAAUCAAAUAAUUGAGUUUUAAAUCUUGGUAACUAUUUUUUAUUGGAAAGUCCACAAAAACAAUAUUCGGUCUUACUUAGCAUUAUCUAUUACAAUAUUUACUCGUAAAUUAAGCUUAUGACAGCUCAAGCUCGACACUGACAGUCUCUAAAUUACAUUAAACAAUACAAUCCCCAAAAGAAUAUACAAACUACAAUCAUGAAUUGCACGAAAUGUCUGAAGAAUUGCACGAAAUGUAUGAAGAAAAAGUCUCACCAAAUAAAUUAUGUGUCUUUGAAAAUAUCCUACACGUAAAUUUGUGUAUUUAUACCUAUACGAGAAAGCAUAUCAAAUAUACAGUUGCAACAAUCUUAUACAAAAAAAAUCAGAAUUAUUAUCCUCUACCUUAAAAGAUAUCGAUCAGCUAUCAUGGAAGAUGGCUCGUCCUGUAAGAAAAACAAACCGCCUUCAUGGGGAAAACUCGUAACAAUCCUCAGCCUCGACGGCGGCGGGGUUCGAGGAAUCAUUGCCGGAGUCAUCCUUGCUUAUCUAGAAAAACAACUUCAGGAGAUCGAUGGAGAAGACGUGAGACUAGCUGAUUAUUUCGACGUGGUAUCAGGGACUAGUACCGGUGGUCUCAUGACUGCCAUGUUAACUGUACCGGGCAAGAAUGGACGGCCUCAAUUAGCGGCCAAGGACAUUGUUCCUUUUUACCUUGAACAUUGUCCCAAAAUAUUUCCACAGCCCGAAGGCUUGGCUGCUCUGUUACCUAAGCUUCCAAAGCUUCUGUCUGGUCCAAAGUACAGCGGAAAGUAUCUACGUAAGCUACUAAGUAAGCUUCUUGGAGAGACAAAACUUCACCAGACAGUCACAAAUGUUGUCAUCCCUACCUUCGACAUGAAGAAACUCCAACCCACCAUCUUCUCCUCUUACCAGGCAUUGGUUGACCCUAGCUUGGAUGUCAAGAUAUCAGACAUAUGUCUUGGCACAUCGGCUGCUCCCACUUUCUUUCCUCCUCAUUACUUUUCUAAUGAAGAUAGUCAAGGCAAGACGACUGAGUUUAACCUCGUUGAUGGCGCGGUCACGGCUAAUAACCCGACUUUGGUGGCCAUGACUGCUGUUACUAAGCAGAUUCUGAAGAACAAUCCUGAUAUGGGUAAGCUUAAGCCACUAGGUUACGAUAAGUUCCUUGUUAUAUCGAUAGGGACAGGGUCUUCAAAAAACGAGGAGAAGUAUAGUGCAAAAAAGGCAGCAAAAUGGGGAAUCAUAUCCUGGUUAUAUAACGAUGGAUCUACUCCGAUAUUAGACAUGGUCUCGGAUUCAGGCCGUGACAUGAUCCAUUUCCAUAGCUCGGUUUUGUUCAAAGCCCUCCAAUCAGAGGACAAGUACCUCAGAAUCGACGAUGAUACACUGGAAGGAGAUGUAAGUUCGAUGGAUCUAGCAACAAAAUCUAACUUGGAGAAUCUUGUGAAGAUUGGAGAGAAGGUGCUGAAAAACAGAGUCAUGCAUAUGAAUAUCGACACUGGUGUCUAUGAACCCAUUACUGAAAAUAUCACCAAUGAGGAAGAACUCAAAAGAUUUGCGAAAAUUCUAUCUGAUGAAAGAAGAUUAAGGAGAAUGAGAAGCCAAACAAUGGUUCAAGAUCCAUCAAACUGAUCCUAAUGAAUAAUAUGUGGAAGACAGAGAUAUAUGAAAAUGAUCUUUGUGUGUGUGUGAUACUCGGCUAUCUUUUGUGUGUGAUUACUCGGCCAUCUUUUGUGUGAUUACUCGGCCAUCUCUCUUAACAAAGAUCUAUGAAUAAUGUGAUUUUUUUUAAUUGAACAUUUUUUUGUACU